AUGGAUCAAUCAAAUAUUGAAGAGAAACGGGCUCAAGAAGAAAAAACAGCGGUUGAUGAAGAAAUAGAAACCCAGGAGAGCUCAGGCUUAGGAACCCAGAAAAGUUCGGUCUUAGAAACCCAGGAAGUUCCUGAUGAAAAUAUGGAGCAACAAGAAAACGACUCAUUUGAAAGUGACAUCGAAUAUGGCUCAGAUAUUGAAGAAAAUUCUGAAUUAAACUGUGAUAAAGAUGAAUCAGAAGAACAUUUAGAUAAAUUCACAGAAAACGCAAAUAUAAGCAAUUUGAAAACUGGUUCUGAACUUCAAAGUGAUUUUCUUAUGUCUCCCAUGCCAACAACUUCCUAUAAAAUGAAGAAUGAAGAUGAUUUAAUUCGAAGCAUCUUUUCUCCAAGUAUUGAUGCUCGUAAUCCGAAAAAUUCAAUCUCUCAUUUGGAAAUUCUUCCAACUGAAGAAGAAAUCAUUCAGGAUACUCCACAAGUCACUAAAUCACGUAAACGGAAGAACGAAGGAGAGCCAUCAAGUAUUCCUAAAGCAUCAGUUAAAAAAGGAAAGCUUCCAAUCUCUUCAGAACUUUCUUGCGAACCUGUCACCAUGCCAAUAGCAAAAGCUCUAAAGAAGCCUACUAAAAGAAAGCCGAAGAAAAAGAAGAACAAAUCAAAUGUAUCGAUGAAAGCCAAACCUAAAGCCAAAAUAGGAAAACGUAAGCCGGCUAAGAAGACCAAGGAACCUGUGCGCCGAUCAACUAGAAUUGCAGAGCAAAAUAAACUGAAGGAAGCCCAAAACUUAAUUUCGCAGACAAAGAAUAUGAAUGAAAAAUUGAAAAACCGUCGUCGUUCAAAGAAACCACCACCAAAGUCUAAAUCUAAACUUGCUUCAAAAUGA
Clunio marinus is the source of this 882-nucleotide messenger RNA. The record is from the annotation of a GenBank genome assembly. Lineage: Eukaryota; Metazoa; Arthropoda; Insecta; Diptera; Chironomidae.